AGAAGAAGAAGAAUCCCCAUAGCAACGGCUAGAUUAAAAAUGGCUUCCGCGGGAGCAGCGCUCUGGUCCGUGUGUUUAUUUUUGGCAACAGCGACAAGCCAAAUAGUUAACACGACUGUGUUCGGUGACUACAAUGUCACAUACAGCGUUACGGAUAAUUAUAGCACCCAACCUACAGCGUUUAACUUAACAGCCACCACACCGAGCUACACAACGACAGACCCCGUCCAACCCCAGCCCGCAGAGCCUCUGCCCGUCUCCGGCAGCCUCCUCACUCCGAUCACAGAAGUCGACAGGUUGUGUCCCUGUGAUGCGGUCAGGGGAGUGUGUGACAUCAACUGCUGCUGUGACACAGAGUGCAGUGUGGAGGUGUCUCUGUUCACCGGCUGCUCUGUGAGCUCUGUCAGUGGCUACAAGCUGUUUUGCAGCCAUGAUGUAGCAUCUUACAGACUAGGAAGUGCAGCAGCUGGCCCUGCAGAACUACGCUCGUCCAUCCAGAAGGAGACAAAUGAUAACAUUUUCUGCAUUCAGUCACACAGCCGCACUGAUGGGUUUUCUCAUCCCUCACCUACUCUCCCCACUGACAACAGCUUUGACUCACAAUUUCCCAGCUUUAAUUUUAUCUCAAAAGAUAACAGUGGUCAAGUCUCCACUGCAGAGCCUGAGGCCUCAUCUGGAUACCAGUAUGGCGAUGUGAUCAUGACAGCAGGUGAGAGUGGACAGAAAGGUUUGUUCUGGUUGCCAGCUGCUGGUCCAACUGCUGAUUGUGUGGACAACAAUCCUGCAGCAUUCUUAAAGGAUCAGAGCAGUCAAUGCCGUCGGCGUGUGGUACUGUAUCAGGACUGCAGCUCUCUGCCAGCCCUUAAAAUGGACACCUACACUAACAAUCACUUAUUUACUGGGAAGAACACAGGUGCAGCCGUUGUUCCUGUGAAGGUGGCUUCAGUCAUUCUGCAGUCUGUAAACAAGACUCAGACUGAGCUAAACAUCAGUCAAGGAGAAAACCUUAGACCUACUCUACUGAACCCAGAUCUCUGUGCUAAUGUGGUGCUGAAGGUUGUUUAUGCCAUGACGUACAACACAGCCGGGGAGAUAGUGAGUGUGACGGUGUCGCUAGUACUUGGAUUUGUCCAAGGAGCAACAGUGCCCCUGAAACAGGAGUUUCAGAUUAGAUUUGUCCAGAGCAGCAGUGAGGAAGGGGCUGUCCCCUACAGUGGAAACCCAGGUUAUACUGUUGGCCUGCCACUUGUGUCUGGGACAAGGACAGCAGAAUAUCCUUUAGUGUGCAAUGUAGGAUAGUGAAGCCAUAUUAGGACAUGUUCCUCAACAGACUUUACAGGGAUUUUAAGAAGCAUCGAUCCCAGUGACACACUUUCGCUUCUUCACAAUGCUGAGGACCAGGACUGUCUUCGGGGACCACAUCAGCGCUCUCCUGUCCUCUUUGGGGUGGACUUUGUGUCUGGAUGUACAUUAAGGCUGGAGGACACUGCCAACUGCCUCCUUGCCUCUCGGAUGCUUCUGGACGUUCUAAGAGGACCCAGCUAUCCCCUAUAUGUGGCUUCCUUUGGAAACAGCCUCUUAAACAGUCCGUUGGACUGGGUGCAGAUCCAGAACAUCUUUAGUUUUGAGGCAGCCCAGGCUUGCAGCAUACCUUUGACACUUCAUUUAGAAAUUGAAUGGACCAAAUAUGGAUCCUUGGUGAACCCCCAGACCCAGAUUGUGAGUGUCAGAGAGGCUAUCCUGACCAAUACCACCAGCCUGGACCUGCUGUCUGGAGGCAACAGCUUCCUGUCAGUCAGAAGUUCAGUGGCCUUCAAAUCAGUGUCCACUGCUGCUUCUCCUGGUUACAGAACUAGGCCCACCAUCAACACCAAACUACCCUUUGACUUCUUCUUCCCUUUUGUCUGACCCAGCAGCUCCCUGUACACUGGUGUGUACAACCCAUCACUGAAAUGUUUAAAUGUCAAGUAGAAAAUAUUUAUUUUUAAUGUUGUUUUUAAUAAAUGAAAUAAUCAGA
Messenger RNA from Betta splendens (Siamese fighting fish), 2017 nucleotides. RefSeq names its product tectonic-1-like. The transcript is spliced from 13 exons. Gene Ontology annotation, cellular component: MKS complex. Gene Ontology annotation, biological process: protein localization to ciliary transition zone; cilium assembly. Lineage: Eukaryota; Metazoa; Chordata; Actinopteri; Anabantiformes; Osphronemidae. The record is from RefSeq and is a predicted model, not a curated record.